GCCGGCCAUUUCGUUUCUGCUAGCUACGUCAUUAUAUUGUACAGUACACACGGAACUGCAUGAUCAGUGUGAUCGUGGUGACUGUAGAUUUUUUCACAAAAUAAUGCAGUCCUUUUUCGCACGUUCUUAUGACAGUCACCAAGAAAUACAGUUUAUACAUUAAACCUCGAGCUUAAUAUGAGCAUGGAUUUAGCGUUUUCUGGAUGUGGUUUUUUAGGCAUCUAUCACAUCGGUGUUGCCAGUUGUUUUAAAGAACACGCACCAAAUCUGAUUCGAAAUAUCAACGGCGCUUCGGCUGGGGCGUUGGUAGCCUGUUGUAUUGUUGCAGAUAUAGACUUUGGUAAGGCUACAGAUAAUGUUCUACGGCUGGUUCAAAAAGCCAGAUCCCGUCUGCUUGGACCGUUCCAUCCAUUCUUUGAUCUGCAUGGCUACAUGAAUGAACGCAUGCACAAAGUAUUACCAGACAACAUCCAUGAACUGGCAGCUGGACGAUUACAUAUAUCACUUACACGAGUCUGGGACAAGACCAACGUCAUCGUAUCUGACUUCAAAUCCAAAGAGGAAGUCAUUGAGGCAGUAUUAUGCAGUGCGUUUGUGCCAUUCUACUCAGGAAUGAUCCCACCUACAUUUAGAGGAACAAGAUACUGGGAUGGUGGUCUGAGUAAUAACUGUCCUGUCUUGAGCCCAGAUACCGUGACAAUCUGUCCCUUCUCAGGAGAAUUUGACAUCUGUCCAUCCUCCCAGGAGUUUGGUGACUACCUCAGAUGUACCUCAGCAAACCUUAACGUUCAUGUCACAUCCACCAAUUUCUGGCGUUUGUCAAGAGCCCUGUAUCCCCCAGAACCAGAGAAGCUAAGGAAACUAUGUCAGCAGGGAUAUGAUGAUACGUUACGUUAUCUACAGUCGCAUGCUGUGAUUCCUUGCAAUCGGCAUCUGAGUUUAAGCAGAUCUCCGUCCUGCAGUGGUCUAAGCAGUGAGCGUCGGCGGUUAUCCGAAGCUCAGUUGUCACUUCGUAGUACUCUACUAUCUCGCUCCUCUCUACAGUCACUCAGUAGUGACUUACAACUUCUGCAAGACAUCCUGGAAGCAAACGAUAACGAGACCUGGGAAGAUUGGAAUGAUGAUGACUUCUUUGAAGAUGAGGAAGAAUGUGAAGAUUGUAAAAUACGAGCUGAACAAACCAUGUUGAAAGGAAGUCUACCUCCUCAGGUUACUAAUGCUAUCCGAGAAGCAGUGAUGCUGGACAACACUCUGCUGAAUUACUUAUUCAAGUUCAAGAUGUUCAAGGCAGUCUCAUUCAUGGCUCUUCCAUAUGUCAUCACAUUUGAGACAGUGGUGCUCUUCACAGUCAGGUUUGCCAAAAUCCUGCCCCGAGUUCAUCAUGAUGUGCAUCAUAUAUGGAAACAACUGAUGGGCUUAAUCAGACACAUGCUCAGGCGUACUUCAGCAGCUAGUCUACUCAAUAGGCUUUCAGUCGGGGACAGGAAACAGUUCCUAGCUUCGAUUGCCGAUGACAUGCUGUAUCAAGAACUACAUGGAGACACAAUGCUGAAGAAGCACAGUCAGCAGGGGCACCAUAAGCAUCAUCCACACAGCUGGCAAUCACUACCAGACUGUGUCUUAGAUACAUUCGAUUUAUGUGAAGAUGCUUUCCCUGAAUCUAGGUCAAGGAGUGAAUCACUGCUGUAUGAAAGGGACAAGUAUUGUAGCAACUUGUACGAUAGCUUUGAUCAUACUGUGCAGAUAAGUGUUGAGAUGGAAGAUGUGAUAGUGUUCCAUUAUCUCAAGGAAUCCUGCCUGAUUGAUCUGACUAGUUCCAAGAAUGAGGAACUCAGGUUGAUUGAUACAUAACAUGAGCUGCACAGGGUGUCGUGUCAUUCCCUGCACAUUACAUGAGGCUGAUACUCCACAUUCAAUCUUAUAGAAACACUAGUAUCACUCCUUUAAUUUGUUGGCCCAGGGAAAUGAACAAAGUAACUGAUUUACAUUACUCUUGGAUAUUGUUAAUCAGGCAAACAUGAACUGAUUUUAUUCUCUGCAAUCUGGAAGCUAUUUAAAUAUGUAUGAAGAUGACCUAUUUAUGUACGACAUGAAUGAUGGUAAAAUCGAUUUUCAGUUUUGCUUCAGCCACCUUGUUUACUGUUAGAAAUUGAGAGGGUGUCGGUGACCAGGCAUGCAACUUUUCCUCGGAUCAGCUGAUUUCUUCGUUUUUUACUUCUCAUGAAUGCCAUUAAAAAUUGAAAAAAAACUGUACAAAGUCUUGUGUGGUUUGGAGUUGUCUCGUUUUUUCUAAAUUCCCAGUUGCAUGCCUGGACCAUGACCAGUUUAAUGAGGGAUGAUUGAUGAGUUGGACUAUUCAGCAUUAACAAUGUGUGUUCAAAACACUAGUUCAUUUGACAAGACUGUACUCAACUUAUUUUGACAUGUACCAUCACUUUCCUUUAAUCAUAUUACUACUUGAUAAUUGGAUUAACCGAAGGAGAAGAUGGUACAUGUAUGCUAACAUUAAUCACUCUAAGUGUCCAGUCUGAAAGUAACUUCAUCUCAUCUUCAGUAUUACGUUUUCAUCAAGUUAGUUUCACAGGCCAGUCCUUUUAAAUCACCUUUAUCAUGUGAUCAAUUAGCAGAUGUAAUUAUUGUAUAAAACAAACUUAAUCAUUAUACUGUAUGGACUCGGUAUAAGGAUUGUUAUGAAAAUGAACAAUUGUAUAUAACUGUAAGAAAGUGAUAUUUUUAUAUUGUGAUUUAAUGUAUCUUCAGUGUGAAUGUGGAGGUUUGUUGUUAUAUUUCAGGUCCUACUCAAUGCUGCUGUUAAGCUAUUUAUUUGUCAUCUACCUUGACCUGUAACGGUCCAUAGUUUCAUUUAUUGCAUAAGGAUUCAAUCUUUAUCUUGUAUGUUUACACACUCAAGUACACUGUUAUAUUUAUAUUAUGCAGUUAUGGUACUUUAAGUGUUUUAUCGUUUGAUUGCAAACAAAUGUAAAGCAAAGGUCGUGAGAAUUUGUACAAAACAUUCAUCCUUUUUCAGUAUGAAAAGCCAGAAAUACAAAUAUCUUGGUUCUUCAACAAUGUGACAUGAAGCUCAUUAUCGUGCUGCUGACAGGUCACAAUUAUAACGGGUAAAAACUUGUUUCAUGUGUUCAUGUGGUCCUGCAAACAAUUUAAUGAGACUUUCAGUUACAUGUAAUUUAUUUACUGAAGAAGUGCGAGUGCAGUAAAUGCAAAAAAAAACAAUGAAACUUUGCAAAAACGGAAUGAGAUCUAUAAUAGACCCGUAAUAUAGUGAGGUCAUGCUUUGUUUACAUGUGGGCUUUCUUGUGGGAGUUUGGUGGCUCCACCUGGGUGUACAAUUGACUAAUUAGAGUCUUGUAUUUAGUUACAUUAACUGAUGGCCAAAAAAGUUAGGGAAGACAUGUACCUAGUAACGCUUGUGCUCAGAGUGUGCUAAUCACAUGAACUUUACUAAUGCUUCUGAUAAUGCUUCUGAUAAGUUACAAUUGUUACAUUGUAUGUAUGGAUUAUAAAGCAAGGCUGCGUACCUUGGGUUUAUUUUAUACAUCAACGUAAUGAGACAUCAACAUUGACGGGGACAUAUAUCAUUUUGAAACAUGCAACCAUAAACACAUGUAUAACCUGUUCCUUAAAUGUCCUAGGACAUCUCCCAGUAACACUGUGAAGUACUGCAAUAAUUCCAGAAUUUGGGUAUUUUAUCUACCAAGGUGAUUACAAAUAAAUAAAAGGACCUCUGAAUGAA
This is a messenger RNA of Patiria miniata (bat star), 3754 nucleotides long. RefSeq names its product patatin-like phospholipase domain-containing protein 2. Gene Ontology annotation, biological process: lipid homeostasis; triglyceride catabolic process. Gene Ontology annotation, molecular function: triacylglycerol lipase activity. Lineage: Eukaryota; Metazoa; Echinodermata; Asteroidea; Valvatida; Asterinidae. Bases 178 to 1851 code for a protein of 557 amino acids. The record is from RefSeq and is a predicted model, not a curated record. The transcript has 8 exons. Gene Ontology annotation, cellular component: cytoplasm; membrane; lipid droplet.